Messenger RNA from Bactrocera tryoni, 1116 nucleotides. RefSeq lists its product as uncharacterized. Lineage: Eukaryota; Metazoa; Arthropoda; Insecta; Diptera; Tephritidae. The coding region runs from base 1 to 1116 and encodes 371 amino acids. The record is from RefSeq and is a predicted model, not a curated record. The transcript is spliced from 3 exons.
AUGUUUCGUUAUCUAAACUUUACAACAACUGCCAAGACUAGAGUAAUAGUUUUUGUGUUGUUUCUCGGUUCAUUAACUCGUGCUGAAGAUCGCGCUACGUCGGCAGCUUCCGUUACAACCAACUCGAACCAAUCAACAUCUCUUGGUUCGGGUUCUACGAGGCAAAUAGAUGGUUAUGUUAAACGGAAUGCAAAUUUGAAGGAUUUAUCAACAUCAAGUUCGGCCAAAAGUUAUGAUACACCGCCAGAAUUUUAUAGAGGUCCAGGUUCCACCAGCCAAACAUCAUCUCCGACAACAGGCUCGUCUUCAGCAACAAUCAAUACACCAUAUCAUAAUCGCGACAGCGCCACAGCAAGCUUUAUCUCCAAACCUAUCAAGUUUCCAGACCUAAGCAGCCACAAAAAAUUCCACAACAACGCUCCCAGUCAACAACUUGCGAGCUCUUUCAACAGCUGGCAACAACAACGCGGACAAAGCGCUCAGGAUCGGAUCAGUGUGAAACCUUAUGGCAGCAACGAGGUGCAUGGACUAAGUUCGGGUUAUGCACCUGGCGGAGGCGGUGACCACUUAAGUUACCACGACAUACGACCCUACACAACCGGUGGACACUACAUCGAAUACGGUCCUACACAUGCCGGUGGACACUACGGCGCCAGCGGUCAUAGCGGCUACUAUGGCGGAGCGCACAGUGGCGAGGCCGGCGCUAUACCCUUCGACGUAUACGGCGGCAAAGGCAGCGGUCACUAUGCGGGCGCCGGUGGUGAGUACUCAUACACUUACCCCGAAGUGCCGCAUGAAACGGCAGCGCACAAGGGCCAGCACGAGCUAUCGCAGAAGGCUUUGUUGGCUAAAAGCUUUCUUAUACCGCUCGCAAGCGCCGCAGUUUUGGGCAUCGCCGCGGCGUUGGUCAGCAAUCCGCUGCUACUGCAAUUGGGCACAGUGUCUGGUGUGCCUGUGGGCGUGGUGGGCAAAAGACGACGUCGAGAUUUGCGAACUUUGAGUGCAGCGAAAGCAGGAUUAGUGGCGAGUGAGCUGCCGAAGUCUGAAAGGAAAGCUGCGACGGGUGCAGACAUGGCUUAUCGCGCACAACAUCUGCGGGCCAAGUCACGCGUAUAG